Molecule: messenger RNA, 712 nt
Organism: Trichosurus vulpecula (common brushtail)
Lineage: Eukaryota; Metazoa; Chordata; Mammalia; Diprotodontia; Phalangeridae
Gene: RPL23A
Product: ribosomal protein L23a
Exons: 4
Coding region: 85-597 (170 amino acids)
Biological process (GO): ribosomal large subunit assembly; translation
Cellular component (GO): cytosolic large ribosomal subunit; ribosome
Molecular function (GO): rRNA binding; structural constituent of ribosome
Source: RefSeq, a predicted model, not a curated record
GAGGCCUUGAAGCCUCGCGAGGUUUGAGCGAGCGUUAGCUCUAUAAGCUCGUGAGAAACACCGCGGAAGACCCUUUCCCCCAAGAUGGCGCCGAAGGCGAAGAAGGAAGCCGUUGUCCCCCCCAAGACAGAGGCCAAGUCCAAGGCCUUGAAGGCCAAGAAGGCGGUGUUGAAGGGUGUCCACAGCCACAAAAAGAAGAAGAUCCGAACAUCCCCCACCUUUCGGCGACCCAAGACACUAAGACUUCGAAGGCAGCCCAAAUACCCUCGGAAAAGUGCCCCUCGGAGAAACAAGCUGGAUCACUAUGCCAUCAUUAAGUUCCCCUUGACCACUGAGUCUGCUAUGAAGAAGAUUGAGGACAACAACACCCUAGUCUUCAUUGUGGACGUCAAAGCCAACAAGCAUCAGAUAAAGCAGGCGGUAAAGAAGCUGUAUGACAUCGAUGUGGCCAAGGUCAACACACUGAUCCGGCCUGAUGGAGAGAAGAAGGCCUAUGUCCGACUUGCUCCAGACUACGAUGCUUUAGAUGUUGCCAACAAAGUGAGUAUUGAAGGUGACUGCCUUCUCAGAGCUGAUUCCCUCCCUGGGUGCAGGUGAUGAGUCAGAGUGACCAAAGCCUGAGCUUCAGCGAUGACUCUGGAUUGGCUGAUGCACCCCAUCCCAAACAGUGCCAGUGACCACCUAGGCCACAGUGGUGGGUUGUCCUUGGGUG